Messenger RNA from Canis lupus familiaris (dog), 2516 nucleotides. RefSeq names its product peroxisomal biogenesis factor 10 (gene PEX10). Gene Ontology annotation, molecular function: zinc ion binding. The transcript has 6 exons. The record is from RefSeq and is a predicted model, not a curated record. Gene Ontology annotation, cellular component: peroxisomal membrane. Bases 56 to 1036 code for a protein of 326 amino acids. NCBI's taxonomy places the organism in Eukaryota, Metazoa, Chordata, Mammalia, Carnivora, Canidae. Gene Ontology annotation, biological process: protein import into peroxisome matrix.
CACCGCCCCCUUGUGGGCGUGACCAGGCCGGUGCCGGGUCCCGGGAGCCGCCGCCAUGAGUCCCGCGGCCGCCAGCCCGGCGGAAGUGGUUCGCGCGGCGCAGAAGGACGACUACUACCGCGGCGGGCUGCGGAGCGCGGCGGGCGGCGCCCUGCACAGCUUGGCGGGUGCAAAGAGGUGGCUGGAGUGCAGGAGAGAGGUGGAGCUGCUGUCGGACGUCGCCUACUUUGGCCUCACCACGUUUGCAGGCUACCAGACCCUCGGGGAGGAGUAUGUCGGUGUCAUCCAGGUGGACCCGUCCCAGAGCAGAGUGCCCUCAAGGUUGCGCCGUGGUGUGCUGGUCGCCUUGCACACCCUCCUGCCGUACCUGUUGGACAAGGCCCUGCGGCACCUGGAAUGUGAGCUGCAGGCCGAUGUCGAGGGCUCCAGGCCCUCACAGGGCAGCCUGGUCCUUGGGGGGCGUGGCCGGUCGAGGGCAAGGCACUGGGUACACCGGCAGGUGGCCCCCCUGACGGAGCCGCAGAAGAGGACCUUCCUGCAGGCCGUGAUGGUGUUGAGGCAAGGCCUCAGUGGCCUCCAGCGGCUACAUGUCGCCUGGUUCUACAUCCACGGUGCCUUCUACCACCUGGCCAAGAGGCUCACAGGAGUCACUUAUCUUCGUGUCCACUCCCCGGCUGUGGAGGACCUGAGGGCUCGAGAAAGCUACAGGCUGCUGGGGCUCGUCUCCCUGGUGCACCUGGCCCUGUCCGUGGGCCUGCAGCUGUACGGUUUCCGGCAGAGGCAGCGCGCCCGGCGGGAGUGGAAGCUGCACCGCGGCCUGUCUCACCGCAGGAGCCACAUGGAAGAGAAAGCCAUUUCCAGGAACUCCGUGUGUACGCUGUGCCUAGAAGAACGCAGACACUCCACCGCCACACCCUGCGGCCAUCUGUUCUGCUGGGAGUGCAUCACCCAGUGGUGCGACACCAAGACAGAGUGCCCUCUCUGCAGGGAGAAGUUCCCUCCCCAGAAGCUCGUCUACCUGCGGCACUAUCGCUAACCUGACCAAGGACAGGAGCCCAGGAGUUUUCCUUAACGUCGGGGGAUAGACGUAAUCUCUCAAGGUUACCUUUAUGUGCACAGAAGUCCUAGAAUUCUCAAAUUUUAUCUCCUGUCACAUUAAGAGACUAUGCCAGCAGCUCAGGAGGACAGAGGCUGGAUCUGCCUGGAAGAUGGCUGGUCCAAGCCUUUGGGCUGAGUGUGGCCCACCCACCCAGUGAACCCCCAAGUGCACGGUGCAGAUGGCAAGCAGCAGUCGGAGCAGAGCCCACCUGGGGGGCCACACCACACACCCCCUGUGACACACUGGGGUCACUUCUUCAACAGCUAGACUCUCAGACAAGGUUAGUUUCCCCUCCUUUCCUCAAACUGGUUUGGAAAAUGAGUUUCAGAAACAGGACCAACAUUCAUAUGAUGAGAAAGAUUCUCAGGCAAAGGGUUGGGGUUUGACCUGAAUGGGCAAGUGUGGGGAAGAGUGGACGAGAGUCACCAGUGGUCCGUCCACCAGCACCGACAACCUGGAAACUUUGCCCUCGUCACCAGAACCAGGCUGCUUGGUGGCUCGGGCACAUCCAUUCACGGGAAUAGAACUCCAAGAUGCUUUAUCUCCACUUAAGACACGGGGUACCGGUCUUUUAAUAUGCAUUCAAGUUUGUUUCCCAUUUUAGACAGUGGCAGUCUGCAUCCCGGCUGAGCUCUGCUUGGAACCUGGGGAUGUGGUGCCAGGCUGCUUAGGUUCUCCACACCUGCCCCACAGCUGCCUCUCAAGAGCUCAGCUCUCCCCAAGGCCUGGGAAGCUGGCUGUUUGUGCCAGGUCACUGCUGUGCCCAGCCUACUUCCUGCCACUUUUUUGUUACUUUCAGGUCUUUAAAAGUAUUAACUUGUGCAAAAGACCAGACUUUGCCAUAAGCUCCCUUAAGAAACGAGCUCCACGGAAGCAGAGGUAUAUUAAGAAGGCCCUAAGGAUGAACCAAAGAUCACAUUCAUAAAGGGCAAGAACCUGCAGUUAGGAUGUCCCAACCCUGGUGUGAGGCCACAGUUCUGGCUUCUGGCAGAGGCCUGUGCAAAUGGCUCUGGAAUCUGACCAGAGGUAUCAAAGGUACUGAACCCAUUCAGAACAUUUAAGUACCGAGGUUUAAACAUGGGAUCAGGUGUGUGAAAGAUCUUCAUAUGGCCUCUUAGAAGCAAGAGGAGUGCACUUUAGAUAUGUAAAAAUUGGCUCCAAAAAGCCAGUGAACAUAUUCAGUGCCUAAACCCCUAAGAUUCAGAGCUAUGAGUCUGCACUGCUGGAGGACACCCAUAGGCUUGUACCUUGGCACCUGUGCCCCAGUGACCGUUCCAGCUCAGCCUGGGGAAUUCAGUGCACCUCCCAGCUGGGCUUACUCACAGGCAGUAAGCUGUAUAGUGUUUCACAUAAAGACUCCACAAGAAAGGGGACACUGUCUUUAAUAAAGUUGGAAUUAAAAAGUCACUUAGUAAAA